Molecule: messenger RNA, 984 nt
Organism: Neoarius graeffei (lesser salmon catfish)
Lineage: Eukaryota; Metazoa; Chordata; Actinopteri; Siluriformes; Ariidae
Gene: taar11
Product: trace amine-associated receptor 11
Exons: 1
Coding region: 1-984 (327 amino acids)
Biological process (GO): G protein-coupled receptor signaling pathway
Cellular component (GO): membrane
Molecular function (GO): trace-amine receptor activity
Source: RefSeq, a predicted model, not a curated record
AUGAACUCAAGCCUGUCCAGAUCGCCCGAGUCCGCUGCUCUGUGUUAUGAUUCACUGGAAAACUCAUGCCCUCGGACUGUGUACCCACUCACCUUGUGCCUUUCUCUCUACUUCCUCUUCACCACCAUCUUCAUCCUCACUGUGAGUGGAAAUAUGUUAGUCAUCUUUGUCAUCUGGUAUUCCCAGAAUCCCCUUCCAGCAGCCACCAAUCAUCUGAUUCUGUCUCUGUCUGUGGCUGGGGUUCUGAUCGGAGGAUUUGUGAUGCCGUACAGCAUGGUGCGCUCAAUUGCAACUUGCUGGUACUUUGGGCCGAUUUUUUGUGAAAUUCACACCGCCAUUGAUAUUGUCCUGUGUAACACCACCAUGUGGCACCUUACCUUCAUCUCUGUUGAUCGUUACUUGGCCAUAUUUUAUCCUCUGCACUACCAAAACUUGAUGACCAACAAAACUGGUGCAACCAUGAUUAGUUCCAGUUGGGGUCUGGCAUUAGCGUUUGGCUUUGUCAUUGUCAUUUCAGAUCCACAAGCCAAGAUCAGGAGCAGUUUUUACAAAGACUGCAUGGGAGGAUGUUUUUCUUUCCAUAAUAGAAAAAUCGGGGUCAAAUAUUCCAUCAUUUUUUAUGUUAUCCCUGUAUGUAUCAUAAUCACUGUCUAUAGCAGGAUAUUUCUUGUUGCAAAAAGACAUGCCAAAGUAAUUCAUAGCUGCAAUAAAUGCCCCAAACCUUCUACACUGUUGAGAGUGAAAGAUCUCAAAGCUACAAAAACGUUUGCUAUAGUUAUCGGAACCUUCCUUUGUUGCUGGACACCAUAUUUUAUGUGCAAUAUUAUUGACCCACUAAUAGGCCAUUCAAUCGACAACCUUUUGUAUGAAUCUCUUAUGUGGCUUGCAUACUUAAAUGCAAUGUUUAAUCCUUUAAUAUAUGUGUUUUUGUAUAGUUGGUUCAGACAAACAGCAAAGGCUCUGCUGAGCAAACUGUUCAUGUAG